AUGACAGACGCGCCAGAGAAGCCGCAGGUGACAACUGCAGCUGCUGCCGCCUCCGACGACACCACCAAAGCUGCGCCCACGUCCCCAGCACGGAGCGAUAAGAGCAGCGAUAGCGAAGGAAAGAAUGUUAGGGAAAAGCUCAAGGACACACAGAUCGAUGCGCAGGCCACAUCGGAUCCCGUCCCGAGUUCCGAUCGGCCCAUGAACGACGCACCCAACGGCAGCGUUAAAGCUGGCGAACACAGCGCUUCUGGCUCAGACAGCGAGCGCGGACGGUUACGACGCAAGCGCAGCCGGGAAGACUUUGAAGAGGAAGCCGAAGCGGACAAGCACCCAGAAAAGAAGGUUGAGCGACAUGCGCGCAAGAGGUCAAGGGACAUCACAGCCGACCUGGAGGCUGGUGUGCCCGGAAAGCCUUCUCCAAGUACUAUCUCAAGUAUCCAAGAGAACGACGGGGACGAGCAGAUGACAUCGCCCAACAAGAACACAUCCACGACCACUGCGGCCGAUAAGACCCCAGGAGCCGGAACAAGCCCCAAAAACAAGCGCACACGCGAUCAAGUCGAGAAGGAUACAGAUGCUAGCGCAGAAGCGGCGGAAGACGCCUCGGCAAAUGGCAAACCUGCAGAAAAGUCGGCAGGCGAGGAGCGAGACACCAAGCGGUUACGAGACAAGGAAGCAGCCGAUUCAACAACGGACACAACAGAGUCGAAGACCAAGAUACCGCCAGGCAGUGGGUUUGCCAACACUUCCGCCGCAUCGCCUUUUGCCGCUAUGGCAGCCAAACCUCAACCGCCGAAGACUUCCGAUAAGGCCGAAUCAUUACCUCAAACGUCGGACGAAAAGUUCAAGUCAUCUGGCUUCGGCGGCUUUGCAACCUCAGCUGCGUCUCCAUUCGGGGGCCUUGCUGGUUCUAAACCAAGUUCUAGCUCGCCUUUCGGUGGGGCAAGCGCGGCCAAACUGUCCUCUUUCGCAGGAAGCGCAGCCUCCUCAACGCCAUCAAUUGGUGGCUUCGGAGCACUGGGAAGCUCUGGUACAUCCGGGUUUGGAGGCAGCUCUUUUGGUGGAUCGCUGGGUGGGGGCUUUGGAGGCUUCGGCGGAGCCAAGCCCGUAGGCUCUUUCGCUGCUCCUGGUGGCAGUUUGGAGAUUAAGGGUCUCAAGGAGAAAGAGAAGCCUUUUGGUGCUGCUGCAAUCGGCGAGCCUUCUGAUGAUGAAGAGGGCGACGACGACGAAGACCCAGAAAAGAACGCAGACAAGGAAGAGCGACAAUCAAGUCAGCCGCUCCUCUCGCAACAACCACACGAGACUGGUGAAGAAGGCGAAGAGACCAUCUGGGCCGGCCGCGCAAAGCUUUACAACAUGUCUGGCGAAGGAUCAAAUAGAGGGUGGAAAGAGCGUGGCGUGGGAACAUUCAAGUUCAACAUCACGGUCGAUGAACCCAAGAAGGCUCGCUUUGUCCUCCGUGCUGAAGGUACCCACCGACUGCUGCUAAAUGCUGCCGUCACAAAGAGCUUGGUAUUUGGAGGCGAUGCACAGGGUGACAAGCCGAAGGAUACCCGGUUGCUCUUCAAUUCGCCUAAUCUGGAGGGUGAAUUGGAGAUGCACCUACUCAAGCUGAAAGCCGAAAACGCAAAGCAGCUCUGGGAGGAGGUCACUAGGGUAAAAGAAGAGCAGCUAUAG
Molecule: messenger RNA, 1680 nt
Organism: Alternaria ethzedia
Lineage: Eukaryota; Fungi; Ascomycota; Dothideomycetes; Pleosporales; Pleosporaceae
Exons: 4
Coding region: 1-1680 (559 amino acids)
Biological process (GO): protein import into nucleus
Cellular component (GO): nuclear pore; cytoplasm
Molecular function (GO): GTPase activator activity
Source: RefSeq, a predicted model, not a curated record